Molecule: messenger RNA, 1925 nt
Organism: Cucumis melo (muskmelon)
Lineage: Eukaryota; Viridiplantae; Streptophyta; Magnoliopsida; Cucurbitales; Cucurbitaceae
Product: aquaporin PIP1-1
Exons: 4
Coding region: 791-1651 (286 amino acids)
Biological process (GO): response to water deprivation; transmembrane transport
Cellular component (GO): vacuole; plasmodesma; plasma membrane
Molecular function (GO): water channel activity
Source: RefSeq, a predicted model, not a curated record
CAUUCUUCUAUUUUUUUUCUCUACAAAUAUAUCUUAAUACCUUCCUGUACUUUCAAAAUCGACCAUUAAAAAUUAGGUUUGAUUUAAAAGAAGGAAUAAAAUAAUAUAACAAAAAUUUUAGAUUAUACGUUAUCAACACAAAUAGAAAUCAUUUAGUGUCAUCGAAAAGUAUUUUAUCAGUAUCUAUCAUCGAUAGAUUUCAAAAUUUUAUUGUAUUUGUAAUUUUUAACUAUUUUAUCAUUUUGAAUGAUUAUAUUUUACUUCUUGUAUUUUAAUAAUAAUAAUAUUUAAUUUUGCAUUGGAACAAUUUUGGAUGUAUUUAAUUUGAGUAAAAAUGGAAAUAGCAAUUUGUUAACUUAAAGAUAGAUUUAAACUUAAAUAAAUAUCCUAUUUAUAAGUUAUAAUAUAUUAUAUUAACUACACAUUAAAUGACUACAUAAAUUUGAUAUUCACAUUUGGAUUUAAAUUGGAGCAAUUAAAUGUCAAUUACACUAAAAAACACAUUUAAAAAAUAAACAUGAAAUAUAGCUCUCUCCAUUUCAUUGUAUUGUAUUAAAUCUCAUAUUCAAAAAGACACAUAGCUUAAAUUUAACACAAAAAGUAAAAAUGAGAAAAUGGAACACUAAUUUUCAGUCUAUAAAAACACUCCACCUGCCAUCCGCCUCCUUCUACAUUCUUCCCCAAAAGCAAAAGCAAAAAAAACCCAUUAACAGGAGAGAGAAAUCUCAUUUUAGAGUGAGAAAAAGCCUCCAUUGUUACAUUUUCUAAGUAAAACUCAGCAAAGAAGGAAAUGGAGGGGAAAGAAGAGGACGUUAAGCUAGGAGCAAACAAGUUUUCAGAAAGGCAGCCAAUUGGCACAUCGGCGCAGACGGACAAGGACUACAAAGAGCCACCGCCGGCGCCAUUGUACGAGCCGGGCGAGCUGACGUCAUGGUCGUUUUACAGAGCCGGAAUCGCGGAGUUUAUGGCCACUUUCUUGUUCCUCUACAUCACCAUCUUGACGGUGAUGGGAGUCAGCCGAUCUCCGUCCAAAUGCAACACCGUCGGCAUUCAGGGCAUUGCUUGGGCCUUCGGCGGCAUGAUCUUCGCCCUCGUCUACUGCACCGCCGGCAUCUCCGGUGGGCACAUUAACCCGGCGGUGACCUUCGGGCUUUUCCUGGCCAGAAAACUGUCCCUCACAAGAGCAUUAUUCUACAUCAUAAUGCAAUGCCUCGGCGCCAUCUGCGGCGCCGGCGUGGUCAAGGGCUUCGAGGGGUCCACCUACGUGCAGAAGCUGGGUGGUGCCAACUUCGUGGCCUCUGGCUACACCAAGGGCAGCGGUCUGGGUGCUGAGAUCGUCGGUACCUUCGUUCUCGUCUACACCGUCUUCUCCGCCACCGAUGCUAAGAGAAAUGCCAGAGAUUCUCACGUCCCUAUUUUGGCUCCUCUUCCCAUUGGGUUUGCAGUGUUUUUGGUUCAUUUGGCCACCAUUCCCAUCACCGGAACCGGCAUUAAUCCGGCCAGGAGUCUCGGAGCUGCAAUCAUCUACAACAGGCAACACGCUUGGGAUGACCAUUGGAUCUUCUGGGUGGGACCUUUCAUCGGAGCUGCUUUGGCUGCUAUUUACCACCAAAUCAUCAUCAGAGCCAUUCCAUUCAAGGCCAGAGCUUGAAGAUCAGAAGAACAGUUUCAAAAUUCUUAAUAUCAUUAUUAUCAUUUCCUAAGAGGUCAUCUUUGGAAUAUAUCAUCUUCUUUUUUUCAUUUCUUUCUUAAUAUGUGUGUUCUUCUUUAUCUCUUUUUUGGUAUGUGUAAACUUCGUUUAUUUUGGUGUUCUUGAGAGAAACUGAGAUGGGUUUGUGUGUAAAUUAAGUUAUCUGUCUUAAUUAUUAGUGGAUGUUGUAAUUUUCAAGUUAUGUAAUGGAUUAUAUAUUAAUUCUUUUGUGCAA